AUCUUUAUAUAUUUAAUAGAUUAAUGUAAAUAAUUAAAUAAAUGAUACUUCUUUUUUAAUAGAGAAGAUUUUUUCCUUAGACAGUAGAAUAAGAGUUGAAAACGAAUAAAAUUCACACAUGAAUAAAUAGUUAAUAAAUAUUUUUGUUCGUUGAGUACUAUUUAUAUGUGUACGUAAGUGUACAUUCACAAACCACAACACAUCCCUCUACUUUUCUUUAACAAUUUCAAGUGACCGGAGAAAGCAAAAGAAGAUCUCAGCGGCGAAAUGGACGAGUCGUGGCGAAUGAAGUUGGGUUUGAACGUUGAUCCAUUCUUCUCCAUUGCUCGAAGAUCCAUGGACGUUCGAAUCGACGCCCAAGACUUCUCCGAUGUUUUCGGUGGACCGCCGCGUAGCGUCCUCACUAGGAAAUUCUCCGGCGACUUUUCCCGCUCCGACUGUUUCUACGACGAGAUUUUCCGACCACGUGGGAUGUUCUCCUGCGGCGCGCUUCCUUCUUCUAAAUCUCACGGAAGAAACUUACCGGCGUUUAGAAUUCCGUCCGGCGGAGAUGGAUUUUACGACGGCGUGUUCGGAGGUCGCAGUGGGACGGAGAAGGAGGGAACCAAGAAGCAGAGUCCGAUAACGAAAUCGAGGUCGAAUUCCUCGCCACCACCGGCGGGGACUUCAGAUGAUGACGCCGGAAUAUCUUCUUUUACUUCUACACUCAGACCGUUAAACGUCCCGUCAAGAAGUCAUAAGCGGGAAUCGAAGAAACAGAGUUUCCCGGUGUUUCCGACAUCAUUGUCCGGCCAAGAUCUCACACCGGGAAAAUUCGAUUUUUGCUACAGAAAACCACACUUCGGCAGCUCUCGGAGAUCCUCGCCGGAGACCAUGACCUUGGAUCCACAAUCCUUCAGGAGAAUGGAUGAUUUCGGACCAAGCUCUCCAGCAUCUUCCCCUGUUUCUUCUUUCAUCCGCGAAGAUGAAUAUGAAACAGAGGCCAAGCAGAGAACCACCCAAGACUGUAAAGUAGAACAAGAAGACGAUGAGGAUGAGAUGAGCUCUUACGUAAUCGAAAUAAACUCAGACCGUUUUGAUCGCUACAGAGACGGAGGAAGCGGAGGAGGAAACUCUGAUUCGAAUGACAUGGAUGAAGCAAUAGCUUGGGCCAGAGAGAGAUCUCAACGUCCAGAAACAAAACAAGCACAAGAAGACUUAAUAGAUUCAAGAAGGAGCGAAGAAGAAGAAGAAGAAGCCAAAUCAGAAGAAGAGAUGGAGAUGGAGAUGAAAGAUGAAGAGAUAAGAAUCUGGUUAACCGGAAAAGAAACCAACAUUAGACUCCUCCUCUCAACUUUACAUCAUGUUCUAUGGUCAAAUAGCAAUUGGCAGGCCAUACCUCUGGCAAAUCUACGAGAUGGAUCACAAGUGAAGAAAGCUUACCAAAAGGCUCGCCUUUGUUUACAUCCAGAUAAACUUCAACAGAGAGGAGGAACUUCACCGCUUCAGAAGUCUGUCGCCAGCAGAGUAUUCUCCAUUCUUCAGGAAGCAUGGGGUGUGUACUUAACAAAUGAAGGACUCUCAAGCUAAACCGGAAUUUGCAAAUCAUUUCCUGGUGUUUAGUAAACCGGAUAUGUUCAUAAUCAUUUAUAGUGUAAUGAAGAAUAAGAAAAAAGGAAAAGGAGGGUUUGUUUUCUGCAAUGAUUCUAAUAGUCAUAUGAACAUUCCCAUGUGGUGCAUUUGUGUCUACCAUUGUCAAUGCUCUUAUAUAUAACAAAAUGUUAGGAAACUAUAUUAAAGAACAAAUAAAUGCAUGAAAACGGAUGGAACAUGGCUAAGAAAAGGAAAAAAAAAACAAAUGAAGAUAUUUUUGUUUCUUGA
Brassica napus (rape) is the source of this 1860-nucleotide messenger RNA. Its product is annotated as J domain-containing protein required for chloroplast accumulation response 1. The record is from RefSeq and is a predicted model, not a curated record. Bases 268 to 1569 code for a protein of 433 amino acids. NCBI's taxonomy places the organism in Eukaryota, Viridiplantae, Streptophyta, Magnoliopsida, Brassicales, Brassicaceae. Gene Ontology annotation, molecular function: clathrin binding. The transcript is spliced from 5 exons. Gene Ontology annotation, biological process: clathrin-dependent endocytosis; clathrin coat disassembly. Gene Ontology annotation, cellular component: cytoplasm; vesicle; intracellular membrane-bounded organelle.